AUGUCGACUCAAGCCAAGUCGCGCUGGGCAGAUGACGAAGAAGAUGCUGCGCUAGAUCUGCAGCGCAAACGCGAAAAGGAAGAGAAGAAACGAUUGAAGGCAGAAAAACAGAGGAAGCUCGAUGAGCAAGCUGCCGCUGCCUCUGCUGCGAAAUCCAAAGCUCAAGCUCCUUCUGAACCAGAAGCAUCCGCCGAAAGACCCUCGAAGCGUCGCCGUUUAUCACACUCUCCGGCGCCCGCUCAAAAGCUCGAUUUACCGCCUGCCAAACUAUUGCGAUUUCCAGCACCCAUUUGGGGGAAAUGUCGCAGCGUGGAAGAUUAUGAGAAAUUGAAUGAUAUAGAGGAGGGGGCUUAUGGAUGGGUAUCACGCGCGAAAGAUAGUCGGACGGGGAAAGUCGUUGCGCUAAAACGAUUAAAGAUGGAAAAUGCCAAUGACGGAGUGCCAGUAACGGGUCUAAGGGAAAUACAAACGUUGAUGGACUGUGAGCAUGAGAACAUUGUGAGGUUAAGGGAAGUGGUUGUUGGAGAGGAUACAAGUAAGAUUGAGAAUAUAUUCCUCGUUCUUGACUUCCUUGAACACGACCUCAAAACUCUCCUCACAUCCCUCUCGGAACCCUUUCUCCCAUCCGAACUCAAAUUACUUCUCCAUCAACUCACAACAGGCGUUGCCUACCUCCAUAACAAUUACAUCCUCCACCGCGACUUAAAAACCUCCAAUCUCCUCCUCUCCAAUCGAGGCGUCCUUAAAAUCGCUGAUUUUGGCAUGGCCCGCUACUGCGGCGAUCCAGCUCCAAAAAUGACCCAAUUAGUCGUUACGCUCUGGUACCGCAGUCCCGAGCUGUUACUCGGCGAAGAACGAUAUGGUAAAAGUGUAGAUAUGUGGAGCGUGGGUUGCAUAUUUGGUGAACUCCUCAGCAACGACGCCCUACUUCCCGGAAAAAAUGAAGUCGAUCAACUAUCCAAGAUUUUCGAACUCCUCGGCCUCCCUACCGAAUCCAACUGGCCCACCUUCAAACGUCUCCCCAACGCACGCUCUCUCCGUCUUCCUAAAAACCCUAAUCCCGCCACUCAAGGCUCAGUCCUGCGCUCCAAAUUCCCCUUCCUGACUUCAGCUGGAUCAUCUCUACUCUCCUCUCUCCUCAGCUUAAAUCCUGCGAAAAGACCUUCUGCACAAGAGGUUCUGGAACAUGAAUACUUCAAAGAAGAUCCGAAGAUGAAGAGUAAAGAUAUGUUUCCUACAUUUCCAAGUAAAGCUGGAUUGGAGAAGAAGAGACGGAGAGGGACUCCGGAUGCUCCUCAGAGAGGAGAGGCUCCUAAGGGAUUGGGAGGUGUAUUGGAUUUUAGUGGAGUGUUUGGGAGUGGAGGGGGAGAGGAGGUUGAGAAAGGGGCCGGAUUUAGUUUGAAGCUUAUUUAA
This is a messenger RNA of Botrytis fragariae, 1413 nucleotides long. RefSeq names its product putative cmgc cdk pitslre protein kinase protein. Gene Ontology annotation, molecular function: cyclin-dependent protein serine/threonine kinase activity; ATP binding. The record is from RefSeq and is a predicted model, not a curated record. Lineage: Eukaryota; Fungi; Ascomycota; Leotiomycetes; Helotiales; Sclerotiniaceae. Gene Ontology annotation, biological process: regulation of mitotic cell cycle; protein phosphorylation. Gene Ontology annotation, cellular component: nucleus. The transcript has 2 exons. Bases 1 to 1413 code for a protein of 470 amino acids.